CACAGGCACACACCCUCCCACACGCGCGCACUCGGGCAGAGCCCGCGGGCGGGAGGCGGAGGCACCCUCGGAGGCCGGCGCCCGGCGGGGAGGGGGCGUGCGACCGGGGACCGGCCCCGAGGCGCAGGAUGGAGGAGGAGAUGCAGCCGGCGGAGGAGGGGCCCAGCGUCCCCAAAAUCUACAAGCAGCGCAGCCCCUACAGCGUCCUCAAGACGUUCCCCAGCAAGAGACCGGCGCUGGCCAAGCGCUACGACAGACCCACCCUAGUGGAGCUGCCGCACGUCCGGCCGCCGCCGCCGCCCCCGCCGCCCUUCGCGCCGCACGCCGCCGUCUCCAUCAGCAGCAGCGAGCCGCCGCCGCCGCCGCCGCCGCCGCCGCCGCCGCAGCAGCAGUUCCAGGCGCAGAGCUCCUACACCCCCGGGCCCGGCCGGGCCGCCGCCGCCGCCUCAUCGUCGUCUCCAUCCUGCACGCCCGCCGCGUCCCAGGGCCACCUGAGGACUCCGGCGCCGCCGCCGGCGUCCCCCGCCGCCUCCUCAUCCUCGUCCUUCGCCGCCGUCGUCAGGUAUGGCCCGGGCCCGGCGGCCGCAACGGGCAGCAGCAGCGCAGGCAGCGACGGCGCCAGCCUGGAGCUCAGUGCAGCUUCAUCUUCCACUAGGAGGAACCUCACAUACACAGGAAUGGAUGCCCCAGUCCAAACUUCCAGGCUCUGGCACCAUGGUCUGUCUUUGGGAGAAUGGCUCAGGGAAGAGUCCAGCACAGGCCCUCGAAGCAGUUUGAAGAGUCGAAUGAUCUUGGAUGCCUUUGCCCAGCAAUGCAGUCGAGUUCUUAGUCUCUUAAAUUGUGGAGGAAAGCUUCUGGACUCCAACCAUUCCCAAUCCAUGAUUUCUUGCGUAAAGCAGGAAGGCUCGAGUUAUACUGAAAGACAGGAGCAGUGUCCCAUCGGGAAAGGGGUCCACAGUCAGACCUCAGAUAACGUAGACGUAGACAUGCAAUAUAUGCAAAGGAAACAACAGACUUCUGCCUUUUUGAGGGUUUUCACUGACUCCCUACAAAAUUACCUGCUCUCGGGGAGCUUCCCGACUCCAAACGCCUCAUCGGUCAGUGAGUACGGCCACCUGGCCGACGUGGAUCCUCUGUCAACCUCCCCCGUGCAUACACUAGGUGGCUGGACCUCCCCGGCAACCUCUGAAUCCCAUGGUCACCCAUCCUCUUCUACGCUGCCAGAGGAGGAGGAAGAGGAGGAAGAGGAAGGCUACUGUCCGAGAUGUCAAGAACUGGAGCAGGAGGUUAUUUCGCUGCAACAAGAAAAUGAAGAGCUCAGACGGAAAUUAGAGAGCAUCCCAGUGCCCUGCCAGACCGUCUUAGAUUACCUGAAGACCGUGCUGCAGCACCACAACCAGCUCCUGGUCCCUCAGCCCGCCGACCAGCCAACCGAGGGGAGCAAGCAGCUGCUGAACAACUAUCCUGUCUACAUAACGAGCAAACAGUGGGACGAGGCUGUAAAUUCUUCCAAGAAAGACGGGAGGCGGCUCCUUCGAUACCUCAUCAGAUUUGUUUUCACAACCGAUGAGCUUAAGUACUCAUGCGGCCUUGGGAAAAGGAAAAGGUCAGUGCAGUCAGGAGAGACAGGUCCUGAAAGACGCCCUCUGGAUCCAGUUAAAGUAACAUGCCUCCGAGAAUUCAUUAGGAUGCACUGUACCUCCAACCCAGACUGGUGGAUGCCCUCGGAGGAGCAGAUCAACAAAGUGUUCAGCGACGCCGUGGGGCAUGCCCGGCAGGGGCGGGCAGUGGGGACUUUCCUGCACAAUGGUGGCUCAUUUUACGAAGGGAUCGAUCACCAGGCUUCCCAGGAUGAGGCCUUCAAUAAAAAUUCUCAGGAUGGGUCUGGGGAUUAGUGGACAAAAUCUGGACACUG
Molecule: messenger RNA, 1915 nt
Organism: Zalophus californianus (California sea lion)
Lineage: Eukaryota; Metazoa; Chordata; Mammalia; Carnivora; Otariidae
Gene: BEND4
Product: BEN domain containing 4
Exons: 6
Coding region: 129-1895 (588 amino acids)
Molecular function (GO): DNA binding
Source: RefSeq, a predicted model, not a curated record